AUGGCACUGAGCUUCUUCAAGAAGGCGACAAGUCGCGGUGCUCAGGAGAUCGCUGCCUGGAACGCCAAAACCUACAAGUUCACCUUUGCCAACGAGUCGAAUGGAGCGGUCAAGAUUCUGCUCGAGGAAGAUCCAGAAGGUGUUAUGAAGCUGGAGGAAUGGAAAGUUGGAGAUGGCAUCCCGACCGUCGGAAAGGCCGAAAAGCGCCACUCACGUCGGGUGAGGGAGCUGAAGAAGUCAAUCCUCGCCACCUCCAAGCCGUUUCAGGAGUUCGUGUUGAUUCGAGAUCAGUUGAAGACGGUCCAGAUGAGAUCGCCUGUUUGCAAGUGUAGCAUCGCGCUGACGGAGUGGAAUGGAUCUUUGAAGAUUGUGGAAGUUCAGCGGCAAGUUUCGGAGACCGAAACUUUUGUUGUUCAUCCUGGAUAUGCGAAGAGCCCAGGAUAUUUCACUCUCCGUGCCGAUCUUCUCGAGCAUGCACUGCGAGCAGUUGGCUUGCAGCUCGGAUUCGACCUGAAAGACCUGAAAGAUGACGAAAGCGAGAUACCAGACAGCACUGCAUCAAAAAGAGCAUCAAUCGCAGACGUGUCGAGCUUAGCGGCAACAACCAUCUCAACUGGCGAAGUUGAGUCUGCCGCGAAGCUGCACGCGAAAGUGCCUAUUGCAAGUUCGAUUGGCAGUGAAGCGGAACGGACUCCAUCUUUUGAAGGUUCUGUCAGCUUCCACUCCGGCCUCCCGCACUCGAGACAUCUGCCUGCUGUCGAAGAGGUCCCCAGAGAGGAGCCUUGGAGGACCCAGCAACCUCGGCCGCCUUCCGCGGGCACGGCCGCCGCGGCUUCUAAAGGCGAAAGCAUGCCAGUUGGGUUUCUCCCUAUCCAGGGACAGGUCUUGCUGCACAGCAGCCGCAGAUGGCUACCUGCCAACUUGGUGGGUGUCAGCAUUGGCAUGGGUUCGGUUGAAGGCUGCCUCUACGUGGAGUACGCAGAUCCAUCCGGGCGCCCAAGGCGCCAGAUGAUACUGCCGGACCAGAUCCCUCGAAUGCUCCGAAAGGUUUAA
Molecule: messenger RNA, 1053 nt
Organism: Symbiodinium sp. CCMP2456
Lineage: Eukaryota; Dinophyceae; Suessiales; Symbiodiniaceae
Source: the annotation of a GenBank genome assembly